AUGUCCGACCAGCCUGCGACUGUCGCUGCUCCCACGGCCCGGUCCGACCUAGCGUCGGCCGUUGAGUCAGCUCCGGCGCCGCAGCCAGAGUUAGUUCCCGCUGCUGAUCCACAGGAUGGUGACGAGAGUGAAACUGAUUCUGCUGUUGGUGAUGACGCCGCCAGCUCCACUGCUUCCAUCACAUCGAGCAUUCUUGAGUAUCGUACUAUCCAGGGCCGAACUUUUCACAGUGAUAGACACCCUACUGAGUACUUUACUCCUAACGAUGAGCAACAGUCUGCAUCGAUUGACAUCAACCAUCAAGCCUUGACACUACUUUUGGGCGGGAAGCUCUUCCUUGCACCUGUCAAGUCUAACGUGCAGAAAGUACUUGACGUCGGCACCGGAACUGGUAUCUGGGCCAUCGACUUUGCAGACGAGUACCCUGAGGCUGAAGUCAUUGGCUCUGAUUUGUCUCCAAUCCAGCCUACUUGGGUCCCUCCCAAUGUAAAGUUUGAGAUCGACGACGCCACGCUCCGCUGGACGUGGGAUGACAACACUUUUGACUUCAUCCAUAUCCGCUACCUCUUUGGCGCCAUUAAGGACUGGGCCUCUCUCUUUAAAGAGGCCUAUCGCUGCUGUGCCGUGGAUGGUUGGAUUCAAUCCGGCGAGGCUGAUGUGCGAAUUCGUAGCGACGACGGCACUACUGAUGAUCUUGACUGUCUAAAGCUCUGGGCAAAACUAUUCACUGAGGGAGGUAAAUUGCUGGGAAACUCGUUCUUUGUUCAGGAUGGAGAUCUGCAGGAAAAGGGAAUUCACGAGGCCGGGUUCACUGAUAUCAAGAGCAUUGAGUACAAGUUCCCUAUCGGUGGGUGGCCGAAGGACCCUGAGUUGAGGGAAGUCGGAAACUUUGUCCGAGCCACACUCGAGAAUGACCUUGAGGGCUACACGCUCCUCCUUUGGAAGACUAUCCUCCAAUGGCCUGAAGACGAGUACCAAGUCUUCCUCAUGGAGAUGCGCAAGUUCCUCCGUAACCGCAAGGUUCAUCCCUACAUGACUGUUCGAUACGUCUAUGCUCGAAAGGCAGAGGAGUCUUAA
Messenger RNA from Fusarium venenatum, 1077 nucleotides. RefSeq names its product S-adenosyl-L-methionine-dependent methyltransferase. The record is from RefSeq and is a predicted model, not a curated record. Lineage: Eukaryota; Fungi; Ascomycota; Sordariomycetes; Hypocreales; Nectriaceae. Gene Ontology annotation, molecular function: methyltransferase activity.